AUGAAAUAUUUCUGUAAUUCGUUUAGGAAAUUUAGGGGUAAAAUACCAAUUGCAAAACGUGACCAGAAAAUACGCAAAAUACCGGAGAAUAAGUAUGCAGGAGCCAUUCCUGAAGAUACAGAAAUCCAGCUGAACGAAACCGAAAGUAUAUACGUGAACAUUGCCAACACUUUGUUCAAGUCAAAUCUGCAGAAAUACGUCUCUGAGAAGAAACAAGAAGUGGAGCCGUUUAAUGAUGAGUUCUUGAGACUGCCAAAGACCUUACCACUGCCUUAUACUGAAGCAACAAAACCUGAGAAUACAAAGAAGAAUCGCUAUAAAACGAUACUGCCUUACGACCAUUCACGUGUUAGGCUUCAACCUGACGAGAUGUCCUCCUCAGAUUACAUCAAUGCAAACUUCAUCAGUAACCAGCGUUAUAUCGCUUGUCAAGGUCCUACACAAAAUACGGUGACGGACUUCUGGAGGAUGGUCUGGCAAUUGAAAUGCAACACUAUAGUCAUGUUAACUGACAUUGUGGAGAAUGGAAAGGUAUAG
This is a messenger RNA of Octopus sinensis (East Asian common octopus), 537 nucleotides long. Its product is annotated as receptor-type tyrosine-protein phosphatase alpha. The coding region runs from base 1 to 537 and encodes 178 amino acids. NCBI's taxonomy places the organism in Eukaryota, Metazoa, Mollusca, Cephalopoda, Octopoda, Octopodidae. Gene Ontology annotation, biological process: protein dephosphorylation. The transcript is spliced from 6 exons. The record is from RefSeq and is a predicted model, not a curated record. Gene Ontology annotation, molecular function: protein tyrosine phosphatase activity.